Molecule: messenger RNA, 5722 nt
Organism: Opisthorchis viverrini
Lineage: Eukaryota; Metazoa; Platyhelminthes; Trematoda; Opisthorchiida; Opisthorchiidae
Exons: 28
Coding region: 1-5637 (1878 amino acids)
Biological process (GO): mitotic sister chromatid cohesion
Source: RefSeq, a predicted model, not a curated record
AUGACUAUGAAAUCCCAAGAAGCCAAUCCUGAACGGAGCGGUAUCGUCUUCCAGCUGCGUCUAGCAUCCAUGCUACACGAAGUAGGCACGAGCGCUGUGAUCAUGCCAGCUUACGAAAGCUUAGACGGAAACAGUCGAGAUGCCGAGGUUGGGUUCAAACCACGGACCUUCAUCUCGAUAAAUUCGCGCUUCAAACACGGCUUUAUUGGGCUUCUGCGACAUUGUACACACUGUAGCACCCUUCCGGUGCCUAGCUGCCUAGUACCCGAAGGAAGCACGAGGGCUGGGAUACUGCAAGGUUGCCCAAGCCUAGACGGGGGAAGUCGAGAGGCACAGGUCGGGUUCGAACUACGGACCUUCCAGUUAGUAGAUUCGCGCUCUAACCACUUGAGCCAUCUCGCUCACUUUAAUACAAAGAUAGAACCGGAGGCUUUUGAGUUACAGCCCAUAAGAGGCUUGAAUUUACUUCGACUGUGGAGUGGCAAGAGGCAUUCUCCAGCCAUCUCCGUAUGCCACUGUUGUAGCCGUCGACUUACUGCUGAAAAGUCCCCUGACAGAUAUAUAUUUACUCACGAAUUUAUCAGUUCCCGCCUUCGAUGCGCAGCUAUCUACCUCACCUCCCCAAAUCAUCGCUACAACCACCGUGCGACAAGUACGUGGUUCUUACAGUUAACAUUGAUUAUGAUGAUGAUGACUGCUGAGUCUUUGCCGGAUGUUUCAUGGGAAGAACAACAGAACCGGGUUGGGAGAGGCCUAAUGAAGUCGGUUGGAUACAGCAUCAUCUACCCACAUGGAUGCAAGGAAUUGUCCGAAUCCCUGCGAAUCACUGACCUGAGAAAGCGACUAAACGAUCUCAGUGCUGCCUUCGACAAACUUUUAGAAACUGGCGAUUUUGGUGACAGUGAUGGAGAGACCACGCGUUAUGGUGACAGCUCAACCCAGCCAGCAAAGUUUGAUUACUUGAAAGGGCUGUUGCUUCUUCUCACCUCACCGGCAUACACUGAGCAUCAUGAUCGAGAUAUUCAACUGCGAGUUUGUAUCUGUAUAUGCAAGAUGCUGAAAAUCUUCUGUCCCCACAACCCCUUUUCUGGCAUGUCGGAUGAGAAGUCUCUUGUUAAGAAUUUAUUACAAUUCCUAUUGGAUUGUAUCCAACUGAUGGCAGGUGUGCGAGACAAGGGCGAUGUUAUUUAUUCGAAAUUGCACACAAUAUUUUACAUAUGUUGCCAGAUUGAUUUGUUUUUAUGGUGCGCCACUGUCGAAGAUGAAAGUCUGCUUCUUCAGUGCGUCAAAACUACGUUCGCCAUUGUGAAAAAUAUUUCGGUCUGGGCAUGGACAGAGCCGUCAAUUAUCCUACAGAUGCUUUUAGAUAUGGUUGUGAAAGUUAUCAUGCAUUCAGAAGGACUACUAUCGCGCGAUGUCAUUGCUUUCAUAUUGCAAUUUCUGAUCGAACCCGUGAAAACUACACAGCCAGAGCAGCACACAUUUGUGCGAGAUUUGAUUUUACGCACUUCAUGUCACCUGGAGUACAAUAUACAAAUGGUAAGCAGCUUUGACAGUUUCUCACCGUUUCUCGCACCACAGCUGCUACAGAAAUCUUUGCUUGUUGGUACGGCUAACGGUGCCGUAAGAAAAGCCUCAGGUAGUGGGAAUUCCCCGAGAGGUGAUCUAGACGUCCAUGAGUCUGAGUUUUUAAACGAUACUGACCCGAUUGGAGAACACAUAUACUCUAUUAUUUAUGAGCUGCAUACAAUCCAGAACAGUAUUGUUGCUCCCGUUUUACCUACUUUGGAACUCAAGCUCAAGUCGCCUUCAGAACGUGACCGGAAGCGUUCGUUCAGGUUGUUGGCCCGUUUGUUUUCCGAACCCAACUCUCUACUACAUGACAGUAAUCCAGCCUUGUGGGAUGCGUUUCUGGGACGUUUUAAUGAUAUAAACGAGGAUAUACGAAAGCUCUGUGUCUAUAUGGUACCGCAAAUGAUACAGCAGAACCCAGACCUGCCGCGUGACCAGCUAUUGAAGUGUAUUCAACAGCGCGCCUACGAUCAAAACGAAGAUGUUCGCUUGUUUGUGCUGCGAACAGUUUCCUCGCUGAUUAACGAAGCUCCACUGGACAUUGUUGCAAAUGAACUUUGUCAGUUACUGAUUGGGCGUUGUCGGGACAAGUCUUUAUCCAUCCGGAAAGAGGCUGCCACUUCUCUGGCCAACAUGUACAAACGUCUGGUUCAGGAGCCACAACCUCUAGCAGAUCGACUGUCUGCUGUGGCUAACGGCAUCUUACAUAUGUACUACCAUUCAUCUGUUGAUGAUAAAAUCAUUGUUGAGCGACUAUUCAAGAGCUCAUUGGUACCCUAUCACUUCAACACAAGUGACCGAGUUCGUGCACUGCUGACUUGCUAUGGCCUCCUGGAUGAAGCCUCUGUACGCGCAGUUCGGGAAAUGUUCAGAAUGCAGUACACGGUGACGGUUCUUCUCAGGGAAAUUCUACAUCUGCUGUCCACACAAGACGGUAAGAAGAUUUCUGUAGCGGGUGGUACGGAUUUGAUGGACCGUCUGAUCGCGUUGACGAACGUAUUACCGAAAACAGAUCACAAGACCGUCGAACAGCUGAAACGUUUCUUCAACAAAGCUCAUUCAGACGAAUCACUGCGUCUGCAGCUGGUCAAACUAACUAAGCCGACGUGCACGUGCUCUGAAGCGACCAACAUCUUGCGGUAUCUCAUCAAGCACAUUGAUAAUUCAUCUUCAUCUGUCACCGCCGGAGGAGCCGAGGCGCAUGUUCAAUAUAUCCGUUGCGUGAAGAUCCUUCUCGAACGAUUCGCUCCUGUCUUGUUUGACAAAACCUUUGGUCAGGAGCUUGUGUCACAGCUCGUAGUUAACCGUGAAACGGCAGCACAAUCCAGCUCAGUGGGCCCAUUGGAUACCUUAAAAGCACUGAUUCUUCUGCAUUCCCUGUCAGUUUACUUCACAGGAAUACUACCAACUGAGGGGUUGGCGAGUUACCUGAUCAACAUCCUGUCGGACGACUCGAUAUCUGCGGACAUGGCGGCGCCGCCUCGCGGGUCUUCUACGACAACGGCACCAACAACAACAACACAGGAAGCUGAUCCGCAAACGACUCAUGAACUGGCACUAAGCGUUUUUUGCUCCCUACUUAAUGGACCCGGACCACUAUGCGAUAAUGGUUCAGAAGUUCCUGACUUUUGUUCGUAUCCACUUCAUACUGAUUCCGCUUACGAUUUGAUUGACUGUACAAAGGAUCUUUUACCCCUACUGAAGAACUUCUGUUCUACCGGCAUGACUCGACAGUUCCCACCAGUUCCUUGUCCGGUAGAUUCUGCACUACAGACCCUACCUCCUUUACCGAACGGAGCUCGUCUUGAGGAAGGUAAACCUGCUCGAGGAAGGCUAAAACGAGAGGUCAGCCAACGUAGUGUAUAUCUCGCCGGUCUCGCUUGGCGUCGAGAGCGCCGAAGAGCUAAGCUUGCCAUUCAGGCAUUAUUGGCUCUAUAUAAAAGUGCUCAACGUUUUCGGUUGGCAACUGAAGUGGAGAUCAAAGAGGCAGUCGAUGAGAUCGUCAAGGUUUGUCUUGCAUGUCCCUCCGCCUCCCCCGACUAUAUUGCGUGCCUGACUGCUCUUGGACGCAUCGCCUUACGUUUACCUGGUGUGUACAACCGGGAAUUCAAACAGUUUACCACCAAAUCGUUGAUCCCAGACGUGCUUGCUCGUGAUUCAGAGAUUGAAGAGUUCGGGAAGGUUGGCUCGCCCGAUCGGUCGAAUGCUGUCAAGCGAAAGCAAAAUCAGACUACUACACAUUCGAACUCAGCAGCUGACUGGAUUCCCGAUGGCUGUGUUCCCCAAUCUACUCAUUUCAGCGACCAAGCUCAUGAGCAGCUGGCUUCGAGGACUGAAGAUCGAGGAGAAACCGGUAGCACAAGCCGUCAUUCGACUGUUGCACCGAAUCAUUAUCCACAACGGAGAUCUGACAGGUCAAGAAAAAUUGGCGCACCGGGUGAGAUGUCACGAAUGCGAUUGGUCGCCGCCACGUCGUGGUUAAAGCUGGCCCAUUCGCAAUGUUACGUUGACAGUAUUGAGGUGGACUGGUAUCAAUCGAUGACAUACAUCUUACGUGAUCCUUGUCCCCAAGUCCGUUCACAUUUCUUGACCAAACUUAAUCAAGGCCUCUACAGACUUCGGUUACCCCUGGAAUAUAUGGCUAUGUUCGCGCACGCACCGAAUGUCCCGGAUGCGAUGUUUAAGCAGCGUGCCAAACAGUUGUUAGCCGCAAAUAUUCAGCGUCGUCGAGACUUCCUCGAUCGCCACCCAUCCCGCUUGAGUGAUCCAAAAUUCCUGUACGCUCUUCUUCCUGAGUUUGUACUACCAUAUGUAAUCUACCUGUUGGCACACGUUCCUGAGUGGACUGAGCCCAAUGAUGUUGACAGUCUCAAUCGGAUCAAAGCUUCGUUGUGGUUUGUUAUGGAGCCAAUUGUCACACGUGGACACAAUUUCUUGUUUAUUCGGAAAAUCAUCGAGCGAAUCAAGCAUACUCGGGAUGCACUGGCCCCGGAAGAUCCUAUCGCCAACACAAAACUCUACCUCACUUGCGAUGUGGCACUUGGUCUGUUGCUCACUCGAUGUUCCGACCUUACAAUCAAAGAUUAUAUAAUUGACGUGAAACUACCGAAAUCCCUAUUUGUCGCCACGCCGACAACAUUCAGAAACCCUGACUUUGAGCAACUACUGAAUUCUUCGUCUCGGGAUGCUGGCAGUCUGACGAACGUCGUCCGCACACCACUGAUACAGUUCACUCCUAGAAAAGACACCCAUACGGGAAAGUAUCUGAUACCUACAGAGUUACUCAAGGAUAAACGACGUGCCCCAGCUGCAUCCGGGUCCGAAUCCAAAGAAGACGUUGACAAUCUAUCCCAGCCAGUUCCUUCACAAUCCUGUGGUCCACCGGUACAAACAUUGGCUACCACAGUGGCAGCUGCUUCUAGCGGGAAACCUACGUGUUCCGUAGCCACUAGACAAACCAAACUAAUGUCGUACGCGUUGCCGAAAAGAGUGUCGUCAGCUGCAGCCACAGAAUCUGUAUCCGCGAUUGGGGGAACUGAACAACCAUCCACCUUAGUGGAUCGUAGUUUAUCGCCCGACCAAACUACUCCAAGGAAACGCAUGCAUACUGUCUUGGAUACUUCUGAGGUGAGAUUAGAUACGGGUGGUAGCUCACCAAAAGAGCACACGAUGCAUUUAUCAAUGAGUCGUGUGAAGUGUCAGCGACUCAACAAAUCGCCAUCCAAAUCACCCCCUUUUCGAGUAGAAUCUUCGCGUUUCACAACCGUAUCAAAGAAACCGAACGUUCGAUCAGCACCUUCAAAGAGAGAGCUUGUCCAGGUUGCAUUGGCUUCACGUACUAGACAACCGAAAUCCCAUCAAAAAACAACCAAAUCCGCCAUCAAAACCUCCACCCGUUCAUCCACUCCAUCUUUAACUUCGACGUCAACACUCUCUCCCUCUACUUCCGCACCGCCGCACCCACAAGCUUUGACACGCAAGCGUGGCAGACCGUCAAAGGGGUCUACAACCAUUAAACAGUCGGGUCGUCAGACGAGAUUGUCUGCGUUGAAGUCGAGGAAGUGACUGUCACAUGGUACGUCGGCUUCUGUUCGAUCCACCAACGAUACUAGUCGGAAACAGCAGUUUUCGUGACUUGAACGGACGCAGU